This is a messenger RNA of Fonsecaea erecta, 363 nucleotides long. RefSeq lists its product as hypothetical. Bases 1 to 363 code for a protein of 120 amino acids. The transcript has 2 exons. NCBI's taxonomy places the organism in Eukaryota, Fungi, Ascomycota, Eurotiomycetes, Chaetothyriales, Herpotrichiellaceae. The record is from RefSeq and is a predicted model, not a curated record.
AUGCUCGGGGGAAAUCAGGCGUUCUGUGCAACGUCCUCUGUUUUUGCUUGUUACAUGACGGAGGAACGUGCAAAGCUGCGAGAGGAAGAGGACAAGUUGGAAGUCGCAGUCGCGGCGGCGAACCUGGAGAUCAAGAUGUACCCGCUCGACAACUGGACGCCGGACAACUGGUUCGUCGCGGUCCUGGGGCUGCCGGCUCCGAUCCGUUGGGCAAAAAGCAUCGGCGAAUUUGACCGCAAGCUUGAUCUCGAGCUGGUUCUCGGCAGUGUAAGAAACGAAGAUGUACGUCGGUUUAACACCUCCUCCAUGCUCGUCGAGAUAGCCUCGGGGAUCAUCAUCCGUCAUGCGAUCCAGGGAGCGUAA